AUUUUUACUCCAAGUUUAGUGACACGCUUGUGUACUGCUCACUGGCUAGAGCGUCUCUUGAGUCUCAAACGAGGGAAGAUGCUGCGGCCUAAUUCUUCAUAAUAACCGGCGUUAAAAUGAAAAUAGCGAGAUAAGAAAACGACCCCAUUAAAGACAAAAUGAAGAGGAGGCUCCUUCGUGGUUUUCUGUCGGAAAUCGUCGUCCGCUUGGCGCUCUUCGUGGUUUUCCUGGUGACGGAGCACCUUCCGCCUUUCUACCGCGAGAUCCAGCCAGAGGAGAUGUGGUUGUAUAAAUUUCACCGGGUGGAGCAAGAUCACAUCCCGACGUCACUCAUGUUUUGUGUGGCUGUUUUCACACCCAUGAUUGUCAUCGUCGUCUUCACCAUCCUGCUGAAGUCAGAGCGAGGCGAUGCCAAGGAAGCGUCACUGGCUGUGACUUUGACUCUGGUGCUGAACGGCGUUGUUACCAACAUCAUCAAACUUGCUGUGGGCAGGCCCAGGCCAGACUUCUUCUACCGCUGUUUCCCUGAUGGCCAACUGAACCUGGAGCUACGCUGCAAUGGUGAUCCUGCCGUGGUCAUGGAGGGGAGGAAGAGUUUUCCCAGCGGACAUUCUUCAUUUGCUUUUGCCGGGCUGGGCUUCACCUCCCUUUAUAUAGGCGGGAAGCUGCGAUGCUUCAACUCAGCCGGUCAAGGCAGAGCAUGGCGGCUCUGCGUUUUCCUCAUACCUUUAAUUGUAGCGCUGUCCAUCGCCCUCUCCAGAACCUGCGACUACAAACACCACUGGCAAGACGUAUUGGUGGGCUCUCUCCUGGGCCUGAUCUUCGCCUGGCUGUGCUAUAGGCAGCAUUACCCGGCGCUUCAGGACGCCGACUGCCACCGCCCUUUGACUCAUCGACAGGGUGUCCCCGCAGCACAGGAAUGCAGGCUAGCCAACUCCAACUACAUCCUGCCGAUGUAAAACGGGCUCUUGCGCUGGAUCCUUUGCGCUGUUGAUCCAUAUCGUGACUCUAGGGGCUGGGAACUUUUUACUGUUUAUCAUAGAAACGCUGUUACAGUGGUGUGAAAAAGUGUUUGCCUCUCAUUUUUGUCUCACUUACAUGUACCCAUCAUCAAACAAUUGUUUAAUUAUUACUAGUACACAACAGAUGUAAACACAAAAUGUAGUUUUAAAAUGUUUUUUUUUAUUAUUUAGGGGCGAAGAAACCUAAAUGGUUCUGUGUGGGGGGAAAAAAUUAUUACUCCCUAAACCUAUUAACGGGUAACUUACUUGUCGUCUUUGAUAUUUAGAUUUGUUGAAGAUGUGGAAACAUCUGUGACAUGCAUAAAAAAAAAAGAAACUAAAUUAGAGCAGGCAAACACUUUGGCAACACUGUGUAGGUUAGGCUGGCACACUGGGUAUUUUCUCUACUAUAUGACACUUCAUGUCGGACCAAAUAUCUGCAUGAAAAUAAAUUGCCUUUGGUUGCCCAGCGCUGUAACAGAAGACAUUUAUCUGCUACUUCACACCCAUUAUUCAUGUUUUCAUAUAGCAACAUGGCAUCCUUCAAUCCAGAUAAUUACAGGAGUGACUGUCAUUUGUCAAACUUCUCACCAGCCACUUUUCCUGCCCGUUAUUGAUCUGACGUUGCCAUUGAAGGUGGAGAAUUGCUCCCAUCCCGUUGAUGCUGUUUACGCAGAUCAACGAUGUGGAAAAAUGCCAGCAUUUAGCGGCUUCUUCCAGUUUUACACAUAACCAUUUUGUGGCAGCCCAUUGAUCUUGUGAUGCCAUAAAUCAAUUGGUUGUGCUAUUAUUAAGUUGACAAAAAUGUGUCAUGAAGUAAACAAGCCAAGUUAUAGAUAGGGUUGGGUAUCGUCUGCAUUUGAGCGAUUUUGGAUGCGAUUCUGAUUCGUUUUAGGGUGCUGGGUCAAAAAAAGUUUGCAUGGUUCAAAUAAUCGGUGUCCAAAUUAUGAACAUCCAUUUUCUUAGCGGUCUGCAGUAUAGACUAGAACAAACAUUAGACUCGAGGUUCCUGAGAACAGGUAUGAAUUUCAAACCAAUGAGCAGAAGGGAAUUUGUAUGUAACUAACCCAAUUUACUUAAUGUUCAUUAAUCCAGCCAUCCAUUUUCUUAGCCCCAUAUCCUCACAAGGGUCGCAGGAAGUGCUGGAACCUAUCCCAGCUGUCAACGGGCAGGAGGCAGGGGACAACCCUGAACUGGUUGCUAGCCAAUCGUAGGGCACAUCGAGCCAAACAGCCACACUCACAAUCACACCUAGGCGCAAUUUAGAGUGUCCAAUUAAUGUUGCAUGUUUUUGGGAUGUGGGAGGAAACCAGAGUGCCCGGAGAAAACCCACGCAGGCAAGGGGGAGAACAGGCAAACUCCACACAGGCGGGUCCGGAAUUGAACCCGAGACCUCAGAACUGUGAAGCCAACGCUUUCCAGCUGCUCCACCGUUCCGCCAUGUUCAUUCAUGUUUAGGAUAAAAGUUAAAUAUAGCAUUGUUGGUUAUUUACGACUGUUUUAUCACUUCAACUGGUUUACAUGUGCAAGUUUUAACUUGACUUCCUCUUUUAAGCAUGCAGUUGUUUUUUUUUUAAGGUUCGUGCUUGUGUUACUGUGUGAGAAUUUUUAUGUGAAUUUUGUCCCAUCAUUGUGAUGUCAAGUUGCUAGUUUGACCUUCGCUGAAGCUUUAGUUCAAUGUUAAGCUUGUAAUGUGAAUUUAUUCCCGCUAUGUCAAAAUGAUAUAUUGAUAUAUACAAUUUGAACCAUCCCGGGAGACGGAUUCUCGAUGCCCAACCCUAGUUGCAAAGGAGGUCAAUUACUUUUAACAUGUUUAAUCUUAACUGUAAUUGUGUGGAUAAAAUGUGUGCUGUUGCUUGUGGGCCAUUUAGAUAAGGUCACGCCACAUUAAGGAUGUCUGCGGUGUUAAUUUUACUCAUCAGAGGGCACAAAAGAGAGGUCGGGAAUGUUGGCAUGGGGGGGAACACAGCUGUCUUUCAAAAUAGCAGCUGCUGGGUUUGUUUGGUUGUUUUUACCUUCAAGGGAAAUAUUAACCCAACAGAGAUGUGCAGGCAUAAGAUACCUCUGUAAAAUACUGACAUCACCCUGUUAGCUGUUUUAUUUUAUUUUAUUUUUUUCACCUCUAAAGCUUAUGCUGUCACUCACUGUAGCUUACUUUUAAUGGAACCACGGCACAUUUCCAUCUGGCCUUUCAUGCCAUUCCAAAACCAAAUGAAGGUAGUUGGUCACUAUUAGUAUAUUAUGUAUAUUAUACUAGAAAGUGCUUUCGUUGUCCUCAUAAAAAUCAUGAAAAUGUAGCAGAGUAAUGAGACUUAUACCAGAACUAUCUUAACUCCUAAAGUGGUUCCUUCAUUUUUUCCCCCCCUGAUUGGAUACGCAUGAUUUUGGCCUGACCUACAUCCCUGCUCACUACAGUGGGUGUAUGAUAAGUUGUUAAAUUAUACUAAAUCCCACCCCCAUCCCACCCAAAUGUACAUGUUUUUCUUGUCCACACUAAAUUAUUUGGUCAGAUGAGUUAUUAUUAUCAUGUAUGUAUAUUGUUUUCAUGAUAAUGGUGAACAUUUUGCUUGUGUUCUUCAAAUUGUUGUCGCUAUGAUGGAGUAUCUGCCCCUUUAAAGAGAAUAUGAUGGGAUAUUUUCUUUCUUCAGUGGAGGAUGAAAUUCUGGCUAGUCGCAGAGUUAAUAUUUACAAUAUGAAGUUCAAUGAGAGUUCAACUUUUUUAGAGGGGGUUAAAUGGGGACAUCUCAAAGGCACAAAGUGUGAGUCAUUUGGACUCAAUUGUGAUUAAAAGGGGCCCACAUAUUUGCCCCACAAAUGCUCAUAAUACCCAAAAAUAAAUGUAAUAUUUGUUAGACAAUUGAUCAAAUUUUUUCCCAAAAUUUAGUUUGGCUUCUAUGCCUUUACAAAAAGUUUGAUGAAAGGAAAUAACCUGUCCAUCUCUGAUUUAAAUGACCUGUUGUGUUCCGAAUGGGGUCAUAUGGAAUAAUCUUAGUUGUUUGUUUUUGACAGUGUUUUGUUUGCACAGCUGUCCAAUCCAUUUAUUAGCAGAGAAACAAAUAUCCACAGGGCUGUUUUUUGUUGCUUUUAUUUUUUUUUUUAUGAUUGGGGUACUGGGAACAAAUAUUAAAAUUCAUCUCUCAGGCCCACAAUAACUAGACUGUGCAGCUCAGACUGCUGUCACAUUUUUAACACAAGGAAAGUGACAAUGUAACAGCUCCUGCUGCUCUAGAUUUAAAAAUCCUGUACAGUUUUGUUGGCACUUCAGGAAUGACGAUACAUUUUUAUUUUUAUUUUUUUGUGGGUUCUAUGAUAGCCCGUUGGUGGGAACAAAAAAAUCAGGAAAACCCUUUUUAUUGUGAGUGAGGUCAGCCAAGGUUUUGCAGGGUAUAAGCACUUUUUUCUGGUCACUGUGAUACCAGCUCAAACGCGUUGAUCACAGAAGCUUUCAGACCAAACACGGCAGUGAUUUUGUGCCUUUUUUUUAAAUUAUUAUUAUUAUUUCCAACAUUGUCUAAUUUGUGAAAUGACCACUGCUUUUCUGCUUUUCAUUCCAUUUUUGUUCUACAACUUCCAUUUUCUCAUGUGUUGACAUUCACUUUAAUGAUUCCAGGCGAUUCAUCAUUAUUAUCAGCAUGAUGCUUUUGUUUAAAAAAACAAAACAAAAAGUUUUGAUUUCCCCCACCCCCCUCCACACACACACACACACACACACACACACACAAUUAGAAUGUAUACAGAACCACGGUGAUCUCUUGACGGAAAGUCUGAACAUUAUUAAUAAUUUAUAUGUAAAUUGUAGAGUUCCUCUUGCAGGAUUUUAAUGGUGUACUCUAUGAUCAGCUGCACUUAAUUUGGGGCAUGUAAGAAGAGUUUGACUUGAAUUUUUAAUGUGUUUGACCUUUUUUGACUAUUUUGUUAACAACUGCAGUAGGCAUUUAAAUCCUGCAUGUUUCUCAGUGUAUUAAGAAAAAUGUCUCCACAUUGAUACAUAUAUAUUUUUUGCGGGAUGUCACAUUUGAAUUUUUUUUUUUCUUCCCCUGAAAGUUUCAGGGUGUUGACUAUCUGUCCUAAUGCUGUUUUGUGAAGUACAAAUUCUUAGCAUUAUUAUUAUUAUUAUGAUUGUCAGGAAGAUCUUUAUUUUGCCUUUAAUGACCCUGGAGCAUUGUUAAAGUAGUUAUUUGCGACUUUUAUGCUGAUACUUUCCUGAUUGUGUUAUGUUGUUAUGCCAUUCGGUCACACUAAAUUAUGUUUCCACAUACCGUAAGUUUGUAUAUUCGUUUUUCUUUAAUAACAGACGUUUUCUAGAUGUGUAUACAAACAGUAGUUUUCGUCCACCCACUUUUUUUUUUUUUUAAUCAAAAUGUAAGUGGAGUGACAACACCUUGUUGAGUUAGAAACCUCAUGUACAUAUGCAUCUUAAUAAAUGAGA
This is a messenger RNA of Syngnathoides biaculeatus (alligator pipefish), 5430 nucleotides long. RefSeq names its product phospholipid phosphatase 5 (gene plpp5). Gene Ontology annotation, biological process: phospholipid metabolic process. The transcript has 8 exons. The record is from RefSeq and is a predicted model, not a curated record. Bases 159 to 959 code for a protein of 266 amino acids. NCBI's taxonomy places the organism in Eukaryota, Metazoa, Chordata, Actinopteri, Syngnathiformes, Syngnathidae. Gene Ontology annotation, molecular function: phosphatidate phosphatase activity.